UAGAUAUACUUAAUUCACGAUUCUUUCGCAAAGAGCGCGCUACUAUUGAUUCGCUAAUUCAAGGUCGUUUAGGUGGCGCUCAAAAUUUUACACAGCGGGUACAACGGAAAAUCUUUUAUCGUUUGUAUCUGAAAUAUUUUAAUUCGAGAACAUACAGGGUACGUAGCAAAUAUAUAAGACAUUUUUUCUGUUCCACUUUAAAGAUAAAACGGUAGAUACUUUUUCUGAACACAAACAAUUAAUAUCUUUCCCGCUUAAUACGGAACAUCCGUUAGUAUGCGCACGCAUAUCGAUUCGACUAAUUAUUACGUCUAUCCUAUCCAAGAACAGUAUCGUAUACAGUCGUCAAACAAGCGAUACAUAGAUUGCGAAUCUUACGCAACUGUAUUAGAAGGAAAUAAAAUGAUUUUCAAUCGAGUUCCUCAGAAAUUGAAUACUAAAUUAAUUUACACUGGCCAAUGAACCGAAAUAAGAGUCCGAAAUAGAUUUUAAAUUACGCGAAUUUUCUCGACGAACGGACCGGUAAUGUUAAGAUUGCAAUCGUAACAAAUUGUUUGAAUCUCACGCGUAUGUAUUAAAUGGUGGUAAUAUUCCACGAGGAACUUGGAGAAUUUGUUUAAACUUAUGGUUCGAUAGCUGCGUAUUCGCGUAUGUAAAAGCAGGGCGCCGUAAACGUUGGUACGUCAUUGUCGUUCGGUUAGUUAAAAUAGUGGGGAAGGUUAGGGGGGAGGUACGCAUCAGUUGCAGCGUUGCAGUUGUCCGCCAUUGCUAGGGAGUUAACUUCGGUACUAGGCCAGACGAGGGUCUCGUUUCUUGCCGCCGUGCCCCCUCCCUAUUUCAUCGUGGAAAAAACUAUUUAGUGAUUUCGUGUUACGAUUUUGGGUAUUUUGAGAUCCGGGCGAUUUCGAAUCAGCCCCACGUUACGAAGUAAUGGAGAAGAAGAGGCAUUCGACGAUGGUUACGAGCAGCGAUACGGUAUUGAAUUUUCUAACGCCGACGGGCCAGCGUCUUACUCCGACAGGGAAAAUCAGCCAUGCUAAGACGCGCGUCUACACGCAGCGAUAUCGGAAAGAAUGGGAACAGAUGUCCGACUUCAAAGGAUGGUUGACACAUGUGCCAUUUCAACCCACACGUGCUUAUUGCUUGUAUUGCAAAAAGAAUCUUCAUGCUCACAGACUUUCCUUAUUGAAACACACUUGCACGAUGAAGCAUCAACGUGCUGCUUUGCUACACGAGGCAGAGGAGAAGAAAAAGACAGCUGCUCUGAAAGUGCAUCCCGAAGGAGAAGCUGAAGUAGAAGAGGUUGAAGAGAUAGAGACUAUAGAACAUGUACAAGCGGAAAUAGAAGAAAACGAAGACGACGUCGAGUAUGUCGUCGAAAGAUUAGAAACGGACGACGAAUUGGACGAAACGCAAAUCAAAGACUCGCCUGAAGACGACGAUGGCGAUGUCGAAGAAGAAGAAGAAGAGGAGGAGGAGGAAGAAGAGGAAGAGGAAGACGAAGAUACGAAACAUUUACAAAUGACUUUGGAUGACGACGAUGUUAAACAUAGUAUGAAAAAGAUUAAAAUAGAGAGGCUGGAAGAUUGCGGGGAUACUUUGGCCGAAGCAAUGGACCACAUGCAGAGCGAAUAUUUAGAAGAAUCUGACAAUCAAGGGGCUGUGCAGAUGGAAAUGGUAGUAGAAUCCGAAUCUCAAUGUAACACGGACAUCCAAGUUAUGUCCAUUCUUCCCGAAGCUGAAGAUUCUCACAAGGAAUCGCAGAAGGAAUCGCGUGAGAAUGGAAGAGCGAUUCGACGAGGCGAAACUAAAGCGGACAGAAAGUCUGCAAAAUUAUUGCAAAACGUGAAACAAGGAGACGCCGAGUUAGUGAUGGCUUGCCCAUUGCCUGUUCUAAGUACGGCUUAUCAAAUAAAUACUUCAGUCGCACCCGCUUCGAAUACGAUCGGUGUGCUUCAACCCGUAAAUACGAUUCCUAUUGCACCCGCACAGAGUAAAACAAUUACUCUAACGUCGGGUGGCAAAACUUUGACUUUAACAGGUGGUACAUUUCAACCUGGUGCCCAAUAUGUUCUGAGUAAAUUAAAGGGUAAACUCCCUACGUUGGUAAUGGCUGGUAGGAAACCUGUAAUUACAGCUGUCCAACAAGAGGACACCGCGAAAGACGUUCAAUCGAACAAGGAUCAGCUCGCUGUAGCUAGUACCAGCUAUCAAUCUCCAAAAAAGCAUGUGCUUUUGAAGUCGGUUAAAUCUCCCUCUGGUAAAAAGCCUCGUAUUUCUACUCAUGUCCUGGAUACAAGUAAAGGUUUGCCGGUUGGAGGGCUGCAAGUGAGCCUAUACAAGUUAAUGGACGGACGAUGGACAUUUUUAAAUGAAAGCAACACGAGUCCAAACGGUCGAUGCGUAGACUUGGUGGAUAACAUGAAAGUUAAUUUCACGACGGGACGUUACAAGAUUCACUUUGACGUCGAUAAAUAUUUUACGCUGAGAAGAAUAGAAACGAUGUAUCCUUUCAUCGAGAUCGUGUUCGACGUAAGGAACCCUGCUGGUCACUACCACAUACCAGUGCUGUUGAGUCCGUUCGGCUACACAACGUAUCGCGGUUCCGAGAGAUGAACGCUAACGGAUGCUCGUUAUUUGCCAGACAAUUUAGGAAAUCGAAGUAACGUUGUUUUAAUUGUAAAGAUAUCAAGAUUCUUAAAAAUAAACAUUUUUUGUAUCGACCGAAA
Messenger RNA from Hylaeus volcanicus, 2729 nucleotides. Its product is annotated as histone H3.v1-like. The record is from RefSeq and is a predicted model, not a curated record. Bases 931 to 2616 code for a protein of 561 amino acids. Gene Ontology annotation, molecular function: hydroxyisourate hydrolase activity. Gene Ontology annotation, biological process: purine nucleobase metabolic process. The transcript is spliced from 7 exons. NCBI's taxonomy places the organism in Eukaryota, Metazoa, Arthropoda, Insecta, Hymenoptera, Colletidae.